Messenger RNA from Brassicogethes aeneus, 2942 nucleotides. Lineage: Eukaryota; Metazoa; Arthropoda; Insecta; Coleoptera; Nitidulidae. The record is from the annotation of a GenBank genome assembly.
GUUUCGUGUGUCAAAAACAAGAGGCGUUUGCAAAUAUUACAAGUAUUACUAAGAAAAUAAAGGAUUUUAGAUAUCACGGCAAAAUGACCGACUCAAAGUAUUUUACAACAACUAAAAAGGGUGAAAUUUUCGAGUUAAAAUCCGAGUUGAACAAUGAUAAGAAGGAGAAGAAGAAGGAGGCAGUCAAAAAAGUGAUUGCAUCAAUGACUGUGGGCAAAGAUGUUUCAGCUUUAUUUCCAGACGUUGUAAACUGCAUGCAAACCGAUAAUCUUGAAUUAAAGAAACUGGUUUAUUUAUAUUUAAUGAAUUAUGCAAAAUCUCAACCUGAUAUGGCCAUAAUGGCUGUAAAUACUUUUGUCAAGGAUUGUGAAGAUCCAAACCCUUUAAUAAGGGCGCUCGCAGUGCGUACUAUGGGUUGCAUAAGAGUCGACAAAAUAACCGAAUAUUUGUGCGAACCUUUAAGAAAAUGCCUAAAAGACGAAGAUCCGUACGUACGAAAAACAGCUGCAGUUUGUGUCGCCAAACUGUACGACAUUUCAUCGGGUUUGGUUGAAGACCAGGGUUUCUUGGAGCAACUUAAAGAGUUGCUAAGUGAUUCUAACCCCAUGGUUGUCGCCAAUGCGGUAGCAGCUCUUUCUGAAAUAAAUGAAAGUAGUCCAACUGGACAACCAUUGGUUGAGCUCAGUACAAGUACAAUAAACAAACUUUUGACUGCUUUGAACGAAUGUACGGAAUGGGGACAAGUUUUCAUCCUUGAUUCUUUGUCAAAUUACACUCCCAGAGAUGAAAGGGAAGCUCAAAGCAUUUGCGAAAGAAUUACCCCACGAUUGGCCCAUGCAAAUGCUGCUGUAGUCCUGUCAGCUGUCAAGGUUUUAAUAAAAAUGAUGGAGAUAUUGGCCGGUGAUGUUGAGUUUUGUAAUACUCUGAGCAAAAAAUUGGCCCCACCUUUGGUUACACUGCUCAGUUCUGAGCCUGAAGUUCAGUAUGUUGCUUUGAGAAAUAUUAACUUGAUUGUGCAAAAGAAACCUGACAUUUUGAAACAUGAAAUGAAGGUUUUCUUCGUCAAAUACAACGACCCAAUCUACGUAAAACUCGAAAAACUCGACAUCAUGAUCCGCUUGGCGUCUCAAGCCAACAUCGCUCAAGUUUUGAGCGAGCUCAAAGAGUACGCAACCGAGGUCGAUGUCGAUUUCGUGCGCAAAGCCGUGCGCGCAAUCGGAAGAUGCGCUAUAAAAGUUGAACCUUCAGCCGAAAGAUGCGUAUCGACUUUGCUGGAUUUAAUUCAAACCAAGGUUAAUUACGUUGUGCAAGAAGCCAUUGUGGUGAUUAAGGAUAUAUUCAGAAAAUAUCCAAAUAAAUACGAAAGCAUAAUAUCCACAUUAUGUGAAAACCUGGACACUCUAGAUGAGCCAGAGGCGAGAGCUUCCAUGGUUUGGAUUAUAGGCGAAUAUGCCGAAAGAAUUGACAACGCCGACGAGUUAUUGGACAGCUUUUUGGAAGGUUUUGCCGACGAAAACGCUCAGGUUCAACUGCAACUGCUUACCGCUGUUGUCAAGUUGUUCUUGAAGCGUCCACAGCACACCCAAGGUUUAGUUCAGCACGUGCUAAGUCUGGCCACACAGGACUCAGACAACCCUGAUUUAAGGGACCGCGGUUUUAUCUACUGGAGAUUGUUAAGUACAGACCCGGCAGCAGCUAAAGAGGUCGUUUUGGCCGAUAAACCUCUUAUUUCCGAAGAAACCGAUUUAUUAGAACCAACACUGUUGGACGAGCUGAUUUGCCACAUUUCUUCUUUGGCCAGCGUUUACCAUAAACCGCCGACCGCGUUUGUAGAGGGAAGAAGCGCAGGUAUACGAAAGACGCUACCGGCCAGACAAGGUUCAGCUGAUGAAAUCGGCCAAGAAGCAACCGUUAUUCCGAACCAGGAAAGCAUUGUGGGCGACCUACUCUCCAUGGAUCUUGGCGCUACCGCCCCAGCUGCGCCCCUGGGCGGCCCUGCGGCAACCAGUAACAUUGACCUUUUGGGCGGAGGAUUGGACGUUUUGCUUGGAGGCGGUAGUUCAGACAUAUCAACGGCAGGCGGCGCCGCUCCUUCAACCACAGGUCUCUUAGGCGACAUUUUCGGCAUCUCCUCCUCCCCCUCCAUGUACACCCCACCAAAAACGUGUUGGCUACCGGCGGAGAAAGGAAAAGGCAUGGAAAUACACGGUACAUUCUCCCGCAAAAACGGACAAAUGUCCAUGGACAUGACCUUCACCAACAAGGCUAUGCAAGCUAUGAGUGGUUUUGCGGUACAGUUCAAUAAAAACAGUUUUGGCGUGUCUCCCUCAGGGCCCAUAACUAUGACCCCCUUGCAACCAGGGCAAUCUUUAGAGUAUUCUUUACCUUUAAAUACUACAGGGCCUGUACAAAGAAUGGAUCCUCUAACAACGUUACAAGUUGCCAUUAAAAAUAAUGUUGACGUUUUCUAUUUUGCCUGUCAAAUGCCGAUACAAAUUUUGUUCACUGAGGAUGGUACUCUAGAUAAAAGGGUCUUUUUGACAACAUGGCGCGAUAUACCAUCAGCCAAUGAAGUCCAGUAUACAAUAAACGAUUUAAAUGGAAACACUGAUACAGUCUCCAAUAAGAUGGUUAUGAAUAAUAUCUUCACCAUCGCAAAAAGAAACGUGGAGGGCCAGGAUAUGCUGUAUCAGUCCCUGAAGUUGACCAACAACAUUUGGGUGCUAUUGGAGCUCAAAUUGACCCCAGGGGUCACUACUGCAACUUUGAGCUUGAAGUCCAGAUCUGUUGAAGUUGCUCCAUAUGUAUUCCAAGCUUUUGAAGCCGUUUUAAAGAAUUGUUAGAUUGCUUUAUUAUUUUAAUGUUUUAUCAGUAGAAUUUAAGUUUCAUUCCAUGUAUAAUCUAUAAAAAUAGUUGAACAAAUAUACUAAAAUAUCGCUGAA